Messenger RNA from Rangifer tarandus platyrhynchus (Svalbard reindeer), 2970 nucleotides. Lineage: Eukaryota; Metazoa; Chordata; Mammalia; Artiodactyla; Cervidae. The record is from the annotation of a GenBank genome assembly.
AUGUCGCGACUGAUCGUGAAGAACCUCCCGAAUGGGAUGAAGGAGGAGCGUUUCCGGCAGCUCUUCACUGCCUUCGGCACGCUGACGGACUGCAGCCUCAAGUUCACCAAAGACGGCAAGUUCCGCAAGUUUGGCUUCAUUGGCUUCAAGUCCGAGGAAGAGGCCCAGACAGCGCUGAACCAUUUCAACAAGAGUUUUAUCGACACGUCCCGGAUCACGGUGGAGUUCUGCAAGUCCUUUGGGGACCCGACAAAGCCCCGAGCCUGGAGCAAGCAUGCUCAGAAACCGAGCCAGUCCAAGCCACCUCCAAAAGACAAAGACGCCGUCUCCACGGAAGCUAAGAAAGAUGACAAGAAGAAGAAGGUUGUAGGUGAACUGGAGAAGCUGAAAGAAGAUAAUGAGUUCCAGGAGUUCCUGUCGGUUCACCAGAAGCGGACACAGGUGGCCACCUGGGCAAAUGAUGCCCUGGAUGCUGAGCCCUCGAAAGGGAAGAGCAAGGCAGACAAUGAUUACCUGAACUUUGACUCCGACUCAGGGCAGGAGAGCGAAGAGGAGGAAGAUGGGGAGAACUCGGAAGAGGAGGAGGAUGGCCUCGAACCCAAGGAACCCAAGGCAGCUGCGCGGAAGGAGCUGUCCGACAUGGAUUAUCUGAAGUCUAAGGUGGUGGCGGCUGAGUCACCAUCCUCGGAAGAGAGCGAAGAUGAAGCCGUGAACUGUGAAGAGGGGAGUGAGGCAGAGGAAGAGGGUUCCUUUGCUGCCCCUGCCCAGCAGGACAGGGAGGCAGCCCCAGCCAAGGUGUCUGCACCUGGGAGCUCAGUGCAAUCGUUUCUGCUCUCUGCCGUCCCUCAGACCGAGAAACCAGCCAGCCAGAAGGAACCCACCACCCCCCACACUGUGAAACUGCGGGGCGCCCCGUUCAACGUCACAGAGAAAAAUGUCAUGGAAUUCCUUGCACCUCUGAAACCCGUGGCCAUUCGAAUAGUGAGAAAUGCUCAUGGGAACAAAACAGGGUAUGUCUUUGUGGAUUUCAGCAGUGAAGAGGAAGUGAGGAAGGCCCUGAAAUGCAACAGGGAGUACAUGGGCGGACGCUACAUCGAGGUAUUCAGGGAAAGAAAUGUCCCCGCGGCCAGGGCACCCCUGAAGAAUGGCGCCAGACCCUGGCAAGGCCGGAUGCUUGGGGAGCACGAAGAGGAGGAGGACCUGGCCGACUCUGGGAGACUCUUUGUGCGAAACCUGCCCUACACCAGCUCCGAGGAGGACCUGGAGAAGCUCUUCUCCAAAUACGGUCCCCUGUCGGAGCUCCAUUACCCCAUCGACAGCCUGACCAAGAAGCCCAAGGGCUUUGCCUUCGUCACCUUCAUGUUCCCGGAGCACGCCGUGAAGGCCUACGCGGAGCUGGACGGGCGGGUGUUCCAGGGCAGGAUGCUCCACGUGUUACCAUCCACUGUCAAGAAGGAGGCCAGUGAGGAUGCCGAUGCCCCAGGAUCAUCGUCCUACAAGAAGAAGAAAGAGUCCAAAGACAAAGCCAAUAGCUCCAGCUCUCACAACUGGAACACACUGUUCAUGGGUCCCAAUGCAGUGGCCGAUGCCAUCGCCCAGAAGUACAGCGCCACCAAGAGUCAAGUGUUCGACCACGAGACCAAGGGCAGCGUGGCCGUGCGCGUGGCCCUGGGGGAGACCCAGCUCGUCCAGGAAGUGCGGCGUUUCCUCCUCGACAACGGGGUCUGUCUGGACUCCUUCAGCCAGGCUGCCGCCGAGCGAAGCAAGACUGUGAUCCUGGUGAAGAAUCUCCCUGCAGGCACCCUGGCGGCUGAGCUGCAGGAGAUCUUCAGCCGCUUCGGCAGCCUGGGCCGUGUGCUCCUGCCGGAGGGCGGCGUCACGGCCAUCGUGGAGUUCCUGGAGCCGCUGGAGGCCCGCAAGGCCUUCCGACACCUAGCCUACUCCAAGUUCCACCACGUCCCCCUUUAUCUGGAGUGGGCUCCGAUGGGCGUCUUUUCCAGUCCAGCCCCCCAGAAAGAAGAACUCCAAGACGCACCAGUGGAACCAGCGGGAACGGACAGGAUGGAGGCAGAAACAGAUGGUGAGACCCCAGAAGGUGAUCAGCCGACAGAUGGAGCAGCACACGACGCUUCAGCAAAGAUGGAAGAGGAGGAGGAAGAGGAGGAGGAGGAGGAGGAGAGCCUUCCUGGGUGCUCUCUGUUUAUCAAAAAUCUCAACUUCGACACCACCGAGGAGACGCUGAAGGGAGUGUUUUCCAAAGUGGGUGUGGUGAAGAGCUGCUCCAUUUCCAAGAAGAAGAACAAAGCAGGAGCGCUGUUGUCCAUGGGGUUUGGGUUCGUGGAAUAUAGGAAGCCAGAGCAGGCCCAGAAAGCUCUCAAGCAGCUCCAGGGUCACGUCGUGGACGGCCACAAGCUGGAAGUGAGGAUCUCGGAACGAGCCACCAAGCCGGCCCUGACAUCGACCCGGAAGAAACAAGUGCCCAGAAAGCAGACAACCUCCAAGAUCCUGGUGCGGAACAUCCCCUUCCAGGCUGACAGCCGUGAGAUCCGAGAACUCUUCAGCACCUUCGGGGAGCUGAAGACCGUCCGCUUGCCGAAGAAGAUGACCGGGACAGGCACGCACAGAGGCUUCGGCUUCGUUGACUUCCUCACCAAGCAGGAUGCGAAGAGAGCCUUCAAUGCCCUGUGUCACAGCACCCACCUGUACGGCCGGAGGCUGGUGCUGGAGUGGGCUGACUCGGAGGUGAGCCUGCAGGCCCUGCGGCGCAAGACAGCCGAGCACUUCCACGAGCCCCUGAAGAAAAAGCGGUCUGUGGUGUUGGACGAGAUCCUGGAGCAGCUGGAAGACAGUGAGGACGACGGCGAGGAGCAGACCCUUCAGCUGGAUGGUGGUCAACCCAGACUAAAAAUCACCCAGGCUUGUCCAGACGAGAGGGCAGAAAAUUAUGCAGUGAAAGAGAAGGGAAGAUAA